Medicago truncatula (barrel medic) is the source of this 1215-nucleotide messenger RNA. Its product is annotated as probable polygalacturonase At3g15720. The transcript has 7 exons. NCBI's taxonomy places the organism in Eukaryota, Viridiplantae, Streptophyta, Magnoliopsida, Fabales, Fabaceae. Gene Ontology annotation, biological process: carbohydrate metabolic process. The record is from RefSeq and is a predicted model, not a curated record. The coding region runs from base 1 to 1215 and encodes 404 amino acids. Gene Ontology annotation, molecular function: polygalacturonase activity.
AUGAAGGGUUUAUAUGUUCUUUUCAUGCUAGUUAUUGCUUCACAUAGCGUGUCUUCUAGAAUAACGCCUAAUACAGGUUCUACCUUUGAUGUUCUUACAUAUGGUGCCAUCGGGGAUGGUCAAACCGAUGAUUCAAAUGCUUUUUUAAAAGUAUUUAACGAUGCAUGUGGUACAAGUGAGAGCACCCCAUCAAUGACCAUACCCGAAGGAAAAACAUUCUUGUUGCAACCUUUGGUGUUCAAAGGUCCAUGCAAAUCUACAAACAUUAUAGUUGAGCUUAAAGGAAAUAUCACUGCCCCAAAAGACAUUGAAAGUUGGAAUUUCACAGUUGAGAAACAAAGGAAAAUAUGGAUCCAAUUCUCAAAAAUAAGUGGCCUUGUUGUCAACGGAGAAGGAAACAUUGAUGGCCAAGGUUCUCCAUGGUGGGACAAGUUUGGUGGUAAAGGUCAAGAAAAGUUUAGGCCAACUGCUCUUCGAUUCCUUGAUUGUCAAGCUCUAACACUUAGCAACUUGAAUCACAUGAAUAGUCCGAAGAAUCAUAUAAGUGUAGAUUCAUGCAAAAACGCUUCCAUCUUCAAUAUUCAUAUAACUGCACCACCAACCAGUCCAAAUACAGAUGGAAUUGAUAUCUCACAGUCAACCAACAUCGCCAUUAUGAAUUCAACCAUCGAAACUGGUGACGAUUGCAUCGCCAUUAACAAUGGCUCAAGUGUCAUCACCAUAACCGGUACUUUUUGUGGACCAGGCCACGGGAUAAGUGUUGGUAGCCUCGGAAAAGAUAAUUCAUAUGCUACGGUAGAAGAUGUACGUGUUCAAAAUUGCACAUUCACCGGAACUUCAAAUGGAGGUAGAAUCAAGACAUUUGAGGGAGGAUCUGGAUAUGCGAGGAACAUUACAUACGAAGAUAUCAUACUUAAUGAAGUGAAGAAUCCUGUGAUUAUUGACCAAGCGUAUAACCCUAACGCAGAUAGUGCCGUUGAAAUUAGUGAUGUUACUUACAGCAACAUACGAGGAACCUCAGUUGGUGAAUAUGCAAUCGAACUUAAAUGUGAACUCAACAUCGGUUGCAACAACAUUGUUCUCGAUCAUAUUAACAUAACUCGUGCCGAUGGAGGGAAAGCAGGUGUAGUUUGCGUUGGUGGACAUGGAAAUUCCUCUUCAUGUAAUCCAGCUGUCCCUUGUCUUACAAACAUUAGUGCUAUUUGGUGGUACUAG